This is a messenger RNA of Pocillopora meandrina, 2452 nucleotides long. The record is from the annotation of a GenBank genome assembly. NCBI's taxonomy places the organism in Eukaryota, Metazoa, Cnidaria, Anthozoa, Scleractinia, Pocilloporidae.
AUGGCAAACAACACUGUGAAGCGUGUGCUUAUACUAUACAAUCCAAAACCAGAGCACACAAGCGACAUUAUAGAUCAUUUCUGCGACGCUUUAAAUGCUGCGAAACCCUAUGAAUGCGUCAAAGUCUCGCCUGAUGACGACAUUGUGGAAUUUUCGGAAAACGAACGCGAAGCAAUCAAGGAACGUUUUGUGAAAUGGCUGGAGUUCCCUAAUAACAUUGUUGUUGUGUGUAUCUCGAGCUCAAUACCGCGUGAAGAUUUUACUAAAGACCAAGUACAGCUAAGGAGCAAAAUAUUUCCUGUUUGUUUUGGAAAUAAGAUUCCUUCUCACUGGCUUCCAGGUGAAUGUUACAGUCUUGGUUUGGCGGACACCGCAGCGAUAAAUGAGCCGAAUCAAUUUAAAGGCGACGGCUGGGACAUGCUUAUGGCUGCCAUUCGAGGAGCGAAAUAAAACACUGAUCAAGAACUCUAGAUCCUCAUAGAAAUGAGACAUUUUUCGUCGGCGUGUGCAAGAUUUUUUCUGUCCUGGCCAGCUUGCUAACAGUCCAAAGUUCGAUAUUUUAUCCGGCCGCUGUAGUUGAGAAAAUCAGUUUAGAAGGUAGGAGCGUAAAUCUCACUUUAUUGAAAAAAACAUUUUUUUAGAAUAGAUCUCGAAGACAAGGGCUUGGUGCCGUUCGAGAAACGUAAUAAAACACUGAAUAAGAACUCUUCAUAGAAAUGGAACACUUCUGUUACUAUGCAAGAUGUUUUCGCUGUUCAGGCCAGCUUAUUUGAAGGCAUUUUUAUCAGUCCAGCUUACUUGAAGGCACUUUUAUCAGUCCAAAGUUCGCUUUCCGAUCCCGCCGUAGUUCAGUUCGAAAUGUUUUUAAAAGGUAGAUAUCAUUUUAUCAAAAUAUUUUCUUAGAAUAAGGUAAUUAAGCAAGAAAACUUUAAAUUUCAGUUUUAUGAACAAAGUUCAGUUAUAUCAGGCGAUACCGCGUGAUCAAAAUAAGUAUAAAUUAGCGAGCUUCCAGCGCUCACCAAAUAAAAUAAUAAUAAUAAUAACCCAGAAAAGUCGUGAAUUCAGCAGACGGAUUUUAUACAAACUUAAAAAAUUCAUGUACCAUUCUAUUAUUUUUUUGAAAAGAUUAGCGACUGUGGAGUUUUUUAAUUAAAGGUUGCUUUGAAAUGUACGAAUGUUGUGGAAUGUUUUUUCUUGAUUACAAUCAAAAUUACAGAAAGAUCAGAAUGACGCAUAACUGUGUUCUUUGCGUGUUAAAUUUUUUUGCGAUUCAUUAAAAGUUCUGGGAUUUUUCGGCAAUGUAAUAUUCUAAAUAGAAUAAGAAUGGCAGACUAAAAUGAGACAAAUUACGAGCAGAUGAAGGUAGUUGAAAGAAUGAAAUCAGAUAAAGCCUUAUUUGGGCGCUGUAAAGCUCAACCUUAAAUUACAAAAAAAAAUAUUUUUUAUGGUUUCUCAAGGGAAGUAUUUAAAAAAAAUCCACCUGAUGAGUUCUAUUCUCCUUGUCAUAUGAUUUUUUUCUCUUUUACCUAGAAAGGGAUUACAAUAAAUUAGAUCCAAAUAAAGUCAUUUUGAAAGAUGUCACACUUUCCGGUUUUGGGUUGGUAUCACAUCCGUUUUGGUUUUUGAGCCAAUCAAGAGCCAGAAUAGAGCCAAACCUUCCUUUGCGUGACCUGUGGGUUGUUGAUUUGGCUCCGAAUUAUUUUUAAGUGUUUCUCGACUAUUUAAAGGGUUCAAGCGUCCAACUUCUCGUGUGCUUAGUUCAAGCAUUGACUUAACUCACGGGAAGUUGGACGUUUGGACUGUAAUCGACGAAAUUCUUGCUCUCGAACUGUGAAAAGCCGAUCGGUUUUGCAUCCUACGUGAAUUUUCACUUAUCAGACGUUACAACUAUAAUCACUGGUCCGAUUUCUCACGAUUCCAAUUUGCAAUGGGAAAGGACUCCAAACAGACGAAAGAUGUCAGAGCCGCGAAACUCACUCCUAUCAGCAGUAGAAAAGGGGGAACUAAGCAUGCGCUUUUCCUGUACAAAUCAACAUCAGAGCGCUCGAGUGAAAUUAUGAAAUAUUUCUACGACGCUUUGAAUCAGGUCAACCCUCCUGGUUGUGUGGCGAUGUCAAGAAAAAACGCUGUCAACUUAUUGGAACAUGAUAAUGUAUUAAUCAAAGAUCGAAUUUUGAAAUGGCUGGCAGUUCCUAACAAUAUCGUCAUUUUGUGUAUCUCGAGCUCAAACGAUCAAUCGGUAAUAAUACCGCGUGAAGACUUCACCAACGAUCAAGGAAAGCUACCGAGCAAACUACUUCCUUUAUGCUUUGGAACGGAGAUCCCUUCACAAUGGUUUGGGGGUAAAUGUUACAGCCUUGGUGUGGAAAUCCCCGAUAAGAUACAGCGGCCGAACGAAUUUGAAGGCAAGGGCUUAGAUUCACUUGUAGCGGCGAUCCUAGGAGUCGCGUAA